This is a messenger RNA of Kluyveromyces marxianus DMKU3-1042, 300 nucleotides long. It is a transcript of the gene SNN1, whose product is annotated as Snn1p. Lineage: Eukaryota; Fungi; Ascomycota; Saccharomycetes; Saccharomycetales; Saccharomycetaceae. The record is from RefSeq and is a predicted model, not a curated record. The transcript has a single exon. The coding region runs from base 1 to 300 and encodes 99 amino acids.
AUGAACAUUGAUACACAAGAAGUGACCAACUCAGGCUUACACCCUAUAGAGCUAUGUGUUUAUUCUCUGCUCAGCAAUAAUCUUGAGAGCAUAUACCAAUCGAUCAAUGAAUUAAGGGAAUCACAGGCUGUGCUAAUACUACAGUUAAAAAAACUAAGAGAGAAGUGCAAGGAUGAGCAGGAUCAACUUAAUAAAGAAUUAACAUUAGGCGAUGAAACCCUGCGGCUGGAGAAAUUACAACGCAAGGUUGAUGCUCUAUUGAAGAGGUACGAAAGGAUGGUUUCAGCUGUAUCAAAAUAA